This is a messenger RNA of Drosophila pseudoobscura, 555 nucleotides long. Its product is annotated as protein GSKIP homolog. Gene Ontology annotation, cellular component: cytoplasm. Gene Ontology annotation, molecular function: kinase regulator activity; protein kinase A binding. Bases 74 to 421 code for a protein of 115 amino acids. Gene Ontology annotation, biological process: regulation of canonical Wnt signaling pathway. Lineage: Eukaryota; Metazoa; Arthropoda; Insecta; Diptera; Drosophilidae. The record is from RefSeq and is a predicted model, not a curated record. The transcript has a single exon.
GGGUAUCGUAGCAAGCAAGGGAUUUUAUUUCCCCUGGAAAAGCUGAGAACUUUUGCACUCGCAAACACUCGCCAUGUUCGACGCGUACAGUGAGGCCUCGCAGAUGGCCGCAGCGUUCAAGGAGUGCGCGGACCACCUGCUUGUGGCCGAGUACCUGCCGCACAACGAUCGGGUGGCGUACCUCAAUCUGCGGACCCUGGAGCAGGAGAUCUACUGCGUCGAACUGAGCUUCGCCGGCUUCCGGAUCGUGGGCUACGACUUUGACUGCAUCCAGGACGGGGUCAGCAGCUGCGACCAGGUCUAUGUGUCCGCCCAUCGUCUGCUGGCCGCGAUCAGUCCGCUCUACGCGGAGGUGGCAGAGAGUCGCGGUCGCCCCACCACCCCCAGAAGUGACGGUGGCGGAGGGGGCGUGGCCCGCUAAAUUUCUGUCUGUUAAUUGCUGCCAAAAGUGAUAAUUAAACGUCUGUGCCCCAGCCACGGCUGCAGGCACAACUUUGGGGCAGGUAAAUGACUUGAUUGCAAUAAUAAAGCACCCAGCCUGGGCACCGAUUUGGA